Messenger RNA from Podarcis raffonei (Aeolian wall lizard), 1792 nucleotides. RefSeq names its product tektin 3 (gene TEKT3). Lineage: Eukaryota; Metazoa; Chordata; Lepidosauria; Squamata; Lacertidae. The transcript has 8 exons. Bases 155 to 1627 code for a protein of 490 amino acids. Gene Ontology annotation, cellular component: sperm flagellum; microtubule cytoskeleton; nucleus. The record is from RefSeq and is a predicted model, not a curated record. Gene Ontology annotation, biological process: cilium assembly; cilium movement involved in cell motility.
GCAGGAAGAUGUUUCUCCUGGGCAUUGGGGAGCAGCAGCCUGGGUAUACUGGAGGCUCCCUCCCCUCCAGCCCGACCUCUUCUCUUCCUCAGAGCUAACCUGCAGACAGCUCUUCUUUGAUAUAGGAAACUUGAUUGGAUAGACAUUUUCAAUCAUGGAGCUUGUAGGCUCUACCUUGACGGCAACAUAUGCCCAUCCAAGACCAACGCCCUCAAAUUUUCUGCCGGCCAUCAGCACCAUGGCAUCGAGCUAUAAGAACAGAUUCCCUCACUAUGCCCUGACCCACAGCUUGAGCCUUCCUUGGAGACCUAGUGCCUAUUACAAAGUCGCUGCUAUCACUCCAACUUUGGCCCCCUUCUCCAAGAGUUCUCAAGGGCUCACGCCAUGCAACAUGCUCCCCUAUGUUUCCAACAGAACAGCACUCUUCACUAGGUACACUCCCGAAGACUGGUAUAGAGCUAACCUAACAAAUUUCAAGGAAUCGGAGGCAUCACGGCACAAUGCCGAGAGGUUGAGGGUGGACACUUCCCGGAUGAUUCAAGACAAGGACCAGCAGAUAAGGAAAACCCAAACAGAAUCAACAAGAAAUCUAGGAGAACGAGUCAAUGACAUCAUAUUUUGGAAAUCAGAGCUCAACCACGAGACUGAUGGAAUGAUUGGGGAGACAAAUGCUCUUUCAGAUAUGAAGAAACGACUUGAAAGAGCCAUAUUAGAAACAGAAGGGCAACUCCAGGUAGCCCAGGAAUGUCUGCUUCACCGAGAGAAGAGGAUGGGCAUUGACCUUGUUCAUGAUGAUGUGGAAAAACAACUAAUGACAGAGGUUGACGUCAUCCUAUCAUGCCAAGAGAGAAUGAGAAGAUACCUGGGUAAGACAGCGGCCCAACUUGCAGCCAAUAGAGCAGCCCAGCAUGAACUGGAGAAAGACCUGAGUGACAAGCAAGCAGCUCAACGAAUCGAUGACAAGUGCCACCAUCUCAGGAACACAUCUGAUGGCAUUUCCUUUUAUCGAGGCGUCGAGCGAGUUGAUGCCACGAUUUCUGUGCCAGAAUCCUGGGCCAAGUUUACUGAUGAUAACAUUAUGCGCUCCCAGAGCGAGCGGGCUGCCUCCGGCAAACUCAGGGAUGAUAUUGAAACGCUGCUCGUGACGACUGCCAAUGAGAUGUGGAACCAAUUCAACAAAGUGAAUGUCGCCUUUACCAACCGCAUCUCUGAAACGGCUGAUGCCAAAAACAAGAUCCAGGCCCAUCUGGCUAAGACUCUACAAGAAAUCUUUGAGACAGAGAUGACUAUAGAAGCACUUCGUAAGGCCAUCAAGGACAAAGGGUGUUCCUUGAAGGUUGCCCAAACACGUCUGGAUGAGCGCUUGCGUAGACCCAACAUAGAACUCUGCCGGGACUCUGCCCAAUUACGCCUUGUGAACGAAGUGUAUGAAAUUGAUGACACCAUCCAGGACCUUCAGCAGAGGCUAAGAGAUGCAGAAGAUACGCUCCAGGCACUGGUUCACACCAAAGCCAAUCUAGAACAUGACCUGGCUGUCAAAGCAAAUACGCUCUUCAUUGACCAGGAGAAAUGCAUGGGGAUGAGGAAGACCUUCCCCAACACACUGAGGCUGGUGGGAUAUACAUAGGCUGGAGCUAACCCUCAAGACAUUGCGUGGGGGGAUGGGAAAUUACUAAAGAAGUAUGUCUAGGGGAGGUUUGCUCUGUUGCACUUUUAUGAAAUUUUGAGGUGUUUAUUUUUGAAGAUAUGACUAUAUUUUCAUUUAUUAAAGCAUGCUCUGCACAUGAAUUUA